CAUUUAUAUUUGUGUAUAUAUAAUUUUUUUUUAAGGAGAAAAUAUACAACUUGUUGGGAUUGCUGGGUGUGAGCCUCUCCCUGAGGCUUAGCAGAAUCACCGCCUUUUGCUUUGAAUAGAAAAACGGUGGCUGCUUUCUCUCCACACCAACCCACCUCACAAAAAAGUAUAAGAAACAAAACAAAAAAGCUCAUUCCCUUUUGCUAAAUAUACCAAAUUCGAAUAACCAUUUCAACAAACAGAUUCAGGGCGUCCUUUCUUUUGGUCCCUCUCGCACACUUUUCUGUGCUUAGUUCUGGCAUUCUCUCGUCUGCAUCUUGAGGGUACUUGAUAGCUUAUCAUCCAUCUGAAUUGUGUACCACUUACCUCACGUCAUUUUUGGGGGAAAAGGCCUGUUGUUUUUGGUUGUUUUUUCAUUUCUUUCGAGGGAAGUAAAAAUAAGCUUCCUCUGUUUAUAAGUUAUUUAUUGCAAUGGUAUCUUGUUUGAGACCUUGGUCUAUGGUCUAACUGCCAAAAUUUACUCUUACAGAGAAGGUACAACGGGAUUUCGUUUACCGGAGUUUUGGAUCCGUUAAAGAUAAAGCAGAAUGAAUGUUUCAAUGUGUUCAACUUCAUCUGAUAAGGCAUUUUCUUCCUAUGAGUGUUUUCGAGGAAGGAAUCUAUGUUUGUCACCUUCAAAAUCAUUCUGUAAAGAUACCAUCCGAGUGCAUAAUCGAUGUACGAGAAAAGUGAUUGUUUCCAGCCAUUUGGUACCGUACCAUCUGGAAGGUUCUAUUCCAGCAAAGGCGCAGCUUAAUGGGACUAAUGGAAAGUUACAACAUGUACGAACCUUGUUAAUCGACAACUAUGACAGUUACACCUAUAAUAUAUUUCAGGAACUGACCAUUGUGAAUGGCUUUCCUCCAGUGGUGAUCCGUAAUGAUGAGUGGACAUGGAGAGAUUUUUAUCAUUACAUAUAUCAAGAAAAGGCCUUUGACAACAUUGUCAUAUCACCUGGCCCUGGCUCACCUACAUGCUCUGCGGACAUAGGAAUAUGCCUAAGACUGCUGCUAGAGUGUGGAGACAUUCCAAUUUUAGGUGUGUGCCUUGGUCAUCAGGCUUUAGGAUAUGCCCAUGGAGCUAAAGUUGUUUGUGCACCUGAGCCUGUUCAUGGGCGAUUAAGUGAUAUUGAGCACGACUCCUGUAGGUUAUUCGAUGAAAUACCUUCAGGAAGAAAUUCAGGAUUCAAGGUGGUUAGGUACCACUCACUUGUUAUUGAUCCAGAAUCCCUCCCCAGGGAACUAAUACCAAUAGCAUGGACCUCCUCGGCAGAUGCUGUUCCUUUUCUUGUCAAUCAAGGUUCUAGUUCCAUUAAUGGUCAUGAUGGACAUGCUAGCCAACAAGUGUUCGUUGACUGCUUACCUUCUAGUUUAACCACAAGGAAAUCAGGACCUAACUGUCAAACUGAAAAACUAAUUGGAGAAAAAGUCCUUAUGGGCAUCAUGCACUCAAGCAGGCCUCACUAUGGUUUGCAGUUUCAUCCUGAGAGUGUUGCAACUGGUCACGGGAGGCAAAUUUUCAGAAACUUUGCUGACAUCACAAAGGAUUAUUGGUUCAGAUCAAGGUCAACUCCCAGUCGCGAGAGAAUUUAUGCUGCACGCAUGCAGAUGCCAGAUGUUAACCAGCUUUUCCAAGGUGUUUUCGGAGGUCAUUUGGCUAGUAGAAUGGAUGAUGCUAAACAUCUGAACUUGAAUGAUGUGGCAAAGCUGACCAAUUCAAGCUGUAAUGUAAAAUUUCUCGAGUUGAGAUGGAAAAGACUAGCAUCCCUGGCAAGCCGAGCCGGUGGAUCAAGAAAUAUAUUCUGCAAGUUGUUUGGUGAUUAUAAAGCUGAGAAUACUUUCUGGCUGGAUAGCUCAUCAGUUGAAAAGGAAAGGGCUCGGUUUUCAUUUAUGGGGGGAAUAGGUGGCACCUUGUGGAGAAAACUCGUGUUUACAUUGUCAAAUGAUAGUGAAACGGCGUUGAAUGGGAGAGGCUGUCUAAUAAUCGAAGAUGCAGAUGGGUCUUCCCAAAGCAUGCAUUUAGAGGAUGGCUUCUUUCAAUUUUUAAACAAGGAGCUGCAGUCAUUUUGCUAUGAUAAAAAGGAUUUUGAAGGAUUACCAUUUGACUUUUACGGUGGUUACAUCGGCUAUCUUGGGUAUGAUCUCAAAGUCGAAUGUGGUGUGGCCUUGAAUCGUCACAAAUCAGAGGUCCCAGAUGCUUGUUUUUACUUUUCAGAUAACUUUAUUGUGAUAGAUCAUCAAAAGGAUGAUAUCUACAUAAUGUCUGUUCAUGAUAAAAGCACAAGGGGGAGUACAUGGUUGGAUGAUGUUGAGAAAAAGUUGCUUAGAAUCGCAAGUCAUGCAAAAAAGAACAUGGAGUCUCGGACAUCUCAAAGUUCCGCAAAACAUCCACUAAAUCUGGGCUUCUCUGCUCAAAAGUCUAAAGAGCAAUAUAUCGAGGAUGUAUACAAAUGUCAGAAAUUUAUUAAAGAUGGAGAAAGCUAUGAGUUAUGUCUUACCUCUCAAUUAAAGAAAAAGAUUGGGGAAAUGGAUCCUUUUGGACUUUACCUAAAUCUUAGAGAAAACAAUCCAGCACCGUAUGCUGCUUGGCUGAAUUUUUCAAAGCAAAACUUGUCCAUUUGCUGUUCUUCUCCAGAGAGGUUCCUCCGUUUAGAUAGAGAUGGUAUUUUGGAAGCAAAACCCAUAAAGGGCACAAUUGCUCGUGGUUGUACAAAAAGUGAAGACAAAUUACUUAAACUGCAAUUGCAAUACAGCGAAAAGGAUCAGGCUGAGAAUUUGAUGAUUGUUGACCUUUUGAGGAAUGAUCUUGGAAGGGUUUGUGAACCUGGUUCUGUUUAUGUACCCCAUCUUAUGGAAGUUGAGUCGUAUGCCACAGUUCAUACUAUGGUGAGCACAAUUAGAGGGAAGAAGCGAGCGAAUGUAUCAGCCAUUGAUUGCGUCAGAGCCGCCUUCCCUGGUGGAUCGAUGACAGGUGCUCCAAAGCUGAGAUCCAUGGAAAUUCUUGAUUCCUUGGAAAAUUGCUCCAGAGGUAUCUACUCUGGCUGCAUCGGUUUCUUUUCAUACAACCAAACCUUCGACCUAAACAUUGUCAUAAGAACUGUUGUCAUACAUGAGGACGAAGCUUCUAUAGGAGCUGGAGGAGCCAUCACAUUUCUUUCCAAUCCUGAAGAAGAGUACAAAGAAAUGAUUUUGAAAACAAGAGCCCCAGCUAAUGCAGUUUAUGUCACUGAAAGCAGCAAUGCCCUACCAGUUCAAUAG
Messenger RNA from Oldenlandia corymbosa var. corymbosa, 3296 nucleotides. Lineage: Eukaryota; Viridiplantae; Streptophyta; Magnoliopsida; Gentianales; Rubiaceae. The record is from the annotation of a GenBank genome assembly.